Messenger RNA from Molossus molossus (Pallas's mastiff bat), 7523 nucleotides. It is a transcript of the gene ZNF646, whose product is annotated as zinc finger protein 646. The transcript is spliced from 2 exons. Gene Ontology annotation, cellular component: nucleus. Bases 396 to 5681 code for a protein of 1761 amino acids. The record is from RefSeq and is a predicted model, not a curated record. Gene Ontology annotation, biological process: regulation of transcription by RNA polymerase II. Gene Ontology annotation, molecular function: DNA-binding transcription factor activity, RNA polymerase II-specific; RNA polymerase II transcription regulatory region sequence-specific DNA binding. NCBI's taxonomy places the organism in Eukaryota, Metazoa, Chordata, Mammalia, Chiroptera, Molossidae.
GAACACUUCCUGUUUCCUAGUAACAAUAGGAAGUGUCCGCGAAGCUGGGGGGUAGACUCCUGUCUCGUGCCAGCUGCGCCCUCUACUCUACCUCCUUCCUUCUCACCCUUCUUCUUUCCCUCUUCCUUCCCCUUCCACCUCCUGGGAGCCCUGGCGGAGUGUGCGAGUGUGGGAGCGCGAGAGCCCCCGCACAGCUAGCCCUUGGGGCGCGCGGCUGCAGUUAGGGUGAGGGUCCCAGUGCGCAGGCGCGCUCCCGUUCGCGGUCCCCAACGGACGCACCCGCGGCGGGAACGAGAAGGGCCACCCGUGCGAGGCCUUGGCUCCGCCACCAGAGGAAGAUGCUUCUACCACCUGCCUGCUCUUCCUGAACCUCCAGGUUUCUGCCACACUGCCCCAUGGAGGAUGCUCCCGCCUCAUUCAGCUGUUGUGACUGUCAGCACCACUCUUCUAGCAUCUUGGAACUGUCAAGGCACCGUGAACUGCUCCAUCCAUCCUCCAACAAGGACAGUCAGGAGGCUGACAGCAUUCCUCAGCCCUACCACUGUGAGCAGUGUGGGCAGGGCUGCUGUCACCCAGGGAGCUUGGUCAACCACCGCUGUACCCAAGAGACUGGCCUUUUCCCCUGUACCACCUGUGGCAAGGACUUCACCAAUCCCAUGGCCCUCAAGAGCCACAUGAGGACUCAUGCUUCUGAGAGCCACCCAAAGGAAGCCACUCCACACCUCCAGGGGGAGACAGUGUCCACUGAUUCCUGGAACCAGAGGUUUGGCCAUGGGGAAAGCUGGGGAAACCAGAAAAAACAUGCUGAAGAGACAUCUGGCUGUGUAUCUGGGCCUGAUUCCAGGACAGCUCUGGACACAUGGGAAGAUCCACCCACAAGACAAAGAGAAGACUGGGAAAGCCAGUCAAAUCCUGAGGAGAGUGCAGAGGGCUGGGAGCCCAUCACCAACUCUGCCAGAGCCCCAUUGCUCCCCACUCCAGCCAGCAGCCUUCUUAGCAAUUUGGAACAAUAUUUGGCUGAAUCAGUAGUGAAUUUUACCGGGGGCCAGGAGCCCACCCAGUCAUCGUCUUCUGAGGAGGAACGGCGGUACAAGUGUAGUCAAUGUGGCAAGACUUAUAAGCAUGCUGGGAGCCUCACCAACCACCGCCAGAGCCACACCCUGGGCAUCUACCCUUGUGCCAUCUGCUUCAAGGAGUUUUCUAACCUCAUGGCUCUGAAGAACCACUCCCGUCUCCAUGCCCAAUAUCGGCCUUACCAAUGUCCCCAGUGCCCCCGUGCCUUUCGGCUCCCCCAAGAGCUGCUCGAACACCAGCAAUCUCAUGAGGGGAAAAGGCAGGAGCAGCUGUGGGAAGAGAAAGGGAUGCCCACCACCAAUGGACACACAGAUGAGAGCAGCUGGGAUCAGCGCCCUAGUACACCAGUGCUGAAUGGCUCUGGGGAGCUGAGCACCUCUGGGGAGCUGGAGGACAGUAGCCUGGAGGAAUACAGACCUUUCCGCUGUGGGGACUGUGGCCGUACUUACCGCCAUGCUGGGAGCCUUAUCAACCAUCGCAAGAGCCACCAGACAGGUGUCUAUCCCUGUUCCAUCUGUUCCAAGCAGUUGUACAAUGCAGCUGCUCUCAAAAACCAUGUGCGGGCUCAUCACAGACCCAGGCAAGGAGCUGCAGAGGACGGGCAGCCAUCUGAGCCGUCAGCUCCCUUGCCUCUGGUUGAGACCACCCACAAAGAGAGAGAGGUUCCCACCACCACCCUGGACCACCGCCCCUAUAAAUGCAAUGAAUGUGGUCGGGCUUACCGCCACCGAGGGAGCCUGGUGAACCACCGCCACAGCCAUCAGACAGGAGAGUACCAGUGCUCCCUUUGUCCCCGUAAGUACCCCAAUCUUAUGGCCCUGCGCAACCAUGUGCGGAUCCAUUGCAAGUCUGCUCGACGCAGCACAGGCCCAGGGGCCCAAGGUCCCCCCAGCCACCUCAAGGUGGAGCCCGACCCAGUGAAAGCAAAGGCAACCUUAUGUACAGAUCAGGGGAAUGAAUGCAAACAUGAAGAGGAGGCCUCUGAUGUCCCCCCAGCGGCAGAUAUGACAGCACCACAGAUAUGUAGCAUGUGCGGGAUGCACUUUGAAGACCUCAAAAGCCUUGAACAUCACAGCCAGACCCAUGAGGAAGGGGAAAACAGAAAGACAGAGACCAGGGUAUCACCUCCUCGGGCAUUUGCCUGCCGAGACUGUGGAAAGAGCUAUCGCCACUCAGGCAGCCUUAUCAACCACAGACAGACCCACCAGACAGGGGACUUCAGCUGUGGGGCCUGCGCCAAGCACUUCCACACCAUGGCUGCCAUGAAGAACCAUUUGCGCCGCCACAGUCGGCGGCGGAGCAGGCGUCAUUGGAGGCGGGCUGGCAGUGCUGGGGGUGGAGGAGAAGCCAAACUCCCAUCAGGCGGGAACUGGGCCCAGGAAUUAGUAGAAAACAAUGAGGGCCUGGACUGUCCCCAGGACCCUUCAGGGGAAAGUCCUAGUGGAGCCAAAGGCAACUUGGAAAGUGAUGGGGGCUGUUUGCAGGCUCAAGCUGAAAGAGACAAAUGUGGGCCUGAGAGGGAUGAGGCCUGUUUCCAGGGUGAUAAAGAGAGCAGAGGUCCUGAGGAAGGACUAGAAAGGAAGGAGACCAGUUUCCUUGACAACUUGGAAAUCCCAGGUGAUGAGGAAAGCAAUGGGACACACUUCCAUGAUGGCCUCCCUGGGGUUGAUGAAGACCAGAAACCGGCCACUAGCCAGCCCAGUGCUUCUUCCCACUCUGUUGAACCUGUCACCAGCUGGCAGGCUGAAGUCUCCCACACAUGUUCUGACUGUGGGCAUUCUUUCCCCCAUGCCACUGGCCUGCUGAGCCACAGGCCUUGCCACCCACCAGACAUCUAUCAGUGCUCCCUCUGCCCGAAGGAGUUUGAUUCUCUGCCUGCCCUGCGCAGCCACUUCCAGAACCACAGGCCCGGGGAGGCAGCUCCAGCACAGCCUUUCCUCUGCUGCCUCUGUGGCAUGAUCUUCCCUGGGCGGGCUGGCUACAGGCUUCACUGGCGCCAGGCCCAUGACUCCUCUGGCAUGACUGAGGGCUCAGAGGAGGAGGGGGAGGAGGAAGGAGCAGCAGUGGCAUCCUCCACCCAUAGUACCCCACUGCAGCUCUCAGAAACAGAGCUGUUGAAUCAGCUGCAGCGAGAGGUAGAGGCACUGGAUGGAGCUGGUUAUGGGCACAUCUGUGGCUGCUGUGGUCAGACCUAUGAUGACCUGGGGAGCCUGGAGCGUCACCACCAGAGUCAGAGUUCUGGGAACACCACAGACAAAGCUUCCAGCCACUUGGGAGAAUCAGGUGAUGCCACAGAAAUGGGUGCAGGUGGCAUCUUUGAGGGCACAGUGAUCUCUGCAGAGGAUGGAGAGACAAAGUCUGGAGAGGGAGUAGGUACUACAAUUGCAGACAGCCUCUGCAUACAAGGUGGGGAAAGUUCUCUGGAGGCUCAACCUCGCCCCUUCCGCUGUAACCAGUGCGGCAAAACCUAUCGCCACGGGGGCAGCCUAGUGAACCAUCGCAAGAUCCACCAGACCGGAGACUACAUCUGCCCUGUCUGCUCCCGCUGCUACCCCAAUCUGGCUGCCUACCGCAAUCAUCUGCGAAACCACCCACGCUGCAAAGGCUCUGAGCCCCAAGUGGGGCCUAUCCCAGAGACAGGAGGCAGCAGUGAGCCCCAGAAUGUGACAGACGAGGGGCUGGGGCAGGCAGAAGUGGAGAAGUUCCAAGAGGAACUUAAAGUAGAGCCCCCAGAAGAGGUGGCAAGGGUGAAAGAAGAGGCAUGGGAGGAGACCACUGUGAAGGGGGAGGAAAUGGAGCUGAGGUUGGAGACUGCAGAGAAGGGCUGCCAGACUGAGGCUAGUUCUGAGCGGCCCUUCAGCUGUGAGGUGUGUGGACGAUCAUACAAGCAUGCUGGCAGCCUCAUUAAUCACCGGCAGAGCCACCAGACUGGCCACUUUGGCUGCCAGGCCUGCUCCAAAGGCUUUUCAAAUCUCAUGUCCCUCAAGAACCACCGGCGCAUCCAUGCAGAUCCCCGGCGUUUUCGCUGCAGUGAGUGUGGGAAGGCGUUCCGCCUACGGAAACAGCUGGCUAACCAUCAGCGGAUCCACCUUGAGCGGGGUGGAGGUGGGGGCACCCGAAAAAUGACUCAGGAAGAUUGGCCCUUUCGGUGUGGGCAGUGUGGGCGGAACUACCGCCAUGCUGGCAGCCUCCUGAACCACCGGUGCAGCCGUGAGACAGGCCAGUACAGCUGUCCCAACUGUCCUAAGACCUACUCCAACCUCAUGGCCUUGAAGGAUCACCAGAGACUGCAUUCAGAGAGCCGGCGGCGGCGAGCAGGGCGAUCCCGGUGUGCAGCUGUCCGCUGUGCCCUCUGUGGCCGGGGCUUCCCUGGCCGGGGUUCUCUGGAGCGGCACUUGCGAGAGCAUGAGGAAGAGACCAAAAGUGGUCAGGGAGGCCCCGAUGGCACAGAGGGCAGCAAGGGGAACCUUGCUGAUGAUGAGGGAUUAAAGGACAGAGUUGGUGGUGCUGAGUCAGUACCCCAGUUGGAGUAUGGACCCAUGAGGCCAGGGGAGCAGAGUCAUAGCCCCGUCAGGUCAGCAGGUUCAGAAGAUACAGAGCCAGUAUCCUGGGGCAUGGAGCAAGCAGAUGGAUGGCGAGACAGGAGACCAGUGAAUCAUGAUGGAGAUUGGGUUCCUCAGAGUCAUGUAAUGACCAAACCAGAAGAAGAGUCAGGGGACAGUAUCCCCAUAAAUCCUUGCCACCUUGGCAACAACCAGCCCAAUGGACCUAGUCUGAAUCAUGUGGAUAGUUGGGACAAUGGAGACGGCAGCCCUCAGCUCCAGCCAGAGAGCCAUCCCUUUUCCUGCUGCCAUUGUGGUAAGACCUACUGCCAAUCAGAAGGCCUUUUGAACCACCACACCAAUAAGGCAGACUUCCACUAUUGCCUGCUCUGCUCCAAGGAGUUCUUGAAUCCUGUGGCCAAUAAGAGUCACAGCCACAACCACAUAGCUGCCCAAACCUUUGCCUGCCAUGACUGUGGCAAGGCCUUUCAGUCCCAACAUGAACUAGCCAGCCACCUGCAAACUCAUGCCAGGGGCCUCAGUCAGGUACCACCCCAGACGGAGGAUGAGGUAGAUCUCAAUGGUCAAGGGAGAGCCCAGCAGGCCCCAACAGAUCCCCUCGGGGCUCCAGGAGGGAAUACUGAGAGAACUAAUGGAAGGCAGGGAGUAAAGUCUACAGUGGCUGAAGACGAGGAGCGGCCCUUCCGCUGUGCCCAGUGCGGUCGUUCCUACCGCCAUGCUGGUAGCCUGCUGAACCACCAGAAGGCCCACACCACUGGACUCUAUCCUUGCUCCCUCUGCCCCAAACUUCUACCCAACCUGCUUUCCCUUAAGAACCAUGGCAGGACCCACACGGACCCCAAGCGCCAUCGCUGCAGCAUCUGUGGCAAGGCCUUCCGGACAGCUGCCCGUCUGGAGGGCCAUGGGCGGGUUCAUGCACCCCAGGAGGGGCCCUUCACCUGCCCCCAUUGUCCUCGCCACUUCCGCCGCCGCAUCAGCUUUCUGCAGCACCAGCAACAGCACCAGGAGGAAUGGACAGUGGCUAACUCUGGUAUGGGGGUAUGAAUGGGAGUUGAAGGAUCCCAGAGGAGGUGGGCAUACAGUGGAGGGCAAAAUCUGGCCCUAUGGUUGUGGGAGAGCAAGGAGUAAGAGGAGAGGGUCACAUGGAUUCCAAGAGGUGACCAGGAGCUUGGGUAUGGAAUGAGAAAAGUAGUUUGAGGAUGCUGCAUUUUGAGUGGCCUAGACCUGAACCACCCCCCCUCCUUCCCCCCGCAGGUCAGAUAUAUAGCAUGGUGGGGGUGGGUAAGGAGUGGGCAGGAGCAGAAGCAGCUAUUUGGGCUCCUCUGCUGUGCCAGAGCCAAAGAGAAGUAGUCUUUGUUUUGGGAGGGGAGGCAGCUGGGUACCAUCCAGCUACAUGUGGAAACCCUUCUGAUCCAGCCAGUAAUGAUUUCCAGAGAAAAAGAUGACCUAGGUUCUAUUCUUUCCUAGAGUAGGCAGGGAGCCAGGGAAUGAGGAAUGGGUUGUGGGAGGCACCGCCAGACUGGACUUUGUGGCUUCAGUGCUGAAGCUAGAGAAACUAGGUCACUGAUUGGCUCCCAGCUCCCUGUUCCUCUUUCCCUGCAUCUGGUCUCUUCUCCCCCUUAUCUUUUCUUGGAAACUAGACCUUUGGUUGUUUCCUACCAGUAUUCCCUCAUGUCUCUUCUGUCCUUUUAUUCAACCCUUUUCUUCUUUCUCUGCUGUGUGUCCUCUAGGAUGCAACCAAACCACUCUUUCCACCUGCACACCCUUACUUCCAGCACACCUUUAACUGGAGGACUGAGUCACAGAUAAUGGUUUCUUUGAAGCCAGGCCCAGCUGUAGCAACAACAGUCAUUAGCCCCUAUCUCCCUCCUCCAUCGGGGAAUCUCCACAGAGUCUCCUCCACCCAGCCAAGCUGGAAGAUGAGGCUGUGGAAGAGUGGGGCAGCCUGUUCCCUCAGCAAACCCUGGGCCUCUAGAGACCUCCCAGAACCCAUUCCAUUUAGUGGCCUCCGAGGGUGGGUGUCCUAAGAUUGUCAGGGAAGGAGGGGAUAGCGGGUGAGAUUCCCCUGAGAGAACUGAUGAGAUGGCUUUCAGGAUAAAAAAUUUCUUGUGACCUCAAGGAAAUGAAUGAGAAGCCAGUUGGCCAAGUCUGGGAAAAUCAUUGGAAGUCCUAGGAUUCUGGGGUUCUCAUACAGAUUCCUGGGGCCAUGGGCAGGGCCAGAGAGGGGAGUCCAAGCUGUGUGGAGUGUGCCCCCUCAGUCAGUAACCUCUCUCUCUCCCCAGGAGCCUCAAAGGCACCAGCAGCGGGCUUGUCAUUGCCCCCUCCACCUACCCCCAUGACCCCACUCCUGGACCCGUCACCCCAGUGGCCUGCAGACCUCAGCUUCUCCCUCUGAACUUCAAGUCUCCAAAGAUCAGAAUACAGGGCAAGAAUGUGGGUUGCAGGGAAAGUCUUGAUCUCCAUGUUCUACUCAGGAGUAGUUUGGGCAUCGCCAUCUCUUCUCCUCUCCCUUUGCAAAGAGGACCCAGAUCUGGCUUCUUUCCCAAGCAGGAGGUGAGGUGUUCUUCAUGUCUCUGUCCUUGAAGGACCUCCUUCCUCAGCCUUUCAUGCUAUUCAUUAUGACUAUCCUGCAAGAAACCUGGUGCCAGGGACUGCCGUGAUGCUGGGCAACCCCCACCAACCAGAUUCCAACACCAGGGAGAGGCAGAUUCAGAAAGAGCCAGUGGUAGGAAUGUUGCCUGUGGAAGGGGGGGCCUUUUGCUACAAUUUGUAACUUAUUUUCUAAAGUCUAUUUUGUAACAAUUUAUUUAAGUUUUAAAAAAAAGGAAAAUUGCACCACCACCACCUUUCCCCCCACCCCCCGCAAAAAAAGAAAUUUUCCAAGUA